AUGUCCCCUAUUCCUCGGGGCGAUUUGGAUAUGGACAAUCAGUCCUCUGAUGUCGGCGACAGCCAGGACUCUCCGCUGCGCCGUCAAUUCUCCGAACCUUUCCGGCCACAAUCCACCUCCACUCAAAUCUCUCAAUCCCCUGAACCAUUCGCCCAGAGAGUCAAAUGUGAGUGGUGUGGUAAACUAUUGGAAAUUCCCGAAGAUGGUUCCGUCUCCGGCCAUGAACUACUCAAUUCUCACCACGCCACCCAUCAUCCUGAUGAACUCAAUGAAAUGGAUUAUGAUGGCCCCGAUGAUGGCAUGGAUGAAGAUGCCGAUGAGGUCGUCGAGGAUGGACUCGAUGAGGGCCUCGAAGAAGGCCUCGAAGAAGGUCUCGAAGAUGGUAACCUCGACGAAGAAGAGGAGGAAGAUGAAGAAGUCGAUGGAGAUGAUGAAGAAGAUCCAAAUGCCGAAAUUGACUUCAACGAUGAAGACGUCAACGGUAUUGCUCAGCCCGGAGAGGAAGAGCCCCUCGAGACAGCCCCUCCUUCGCCUGCCGGUCACCAAAGUGGAUCAAGUGGCCCAAGUGAGGGCGAGAAUACAACUUCCAAGACAUCCGAUGCCAAUGUCAAGGUCGCUCCGGCACCACAGACGAAAUAUGACCUUCUUGAAUUCUUGUCAAACCCCCGGAGCGCCUACCCAGAUGGCUUGCGUCAACGCUUAUCGGAAUGGCAGGCUUCAGAAAUGACAGAUCGACUUCCAAAAAUCUGGACAGUCAACGAUGUCAAUAACUUUUGCCCUACAUAUGAGCAAGACACCAACAAGAUCGAAGACGCUUGGCAGCAAGUCUUCCGCGAUGCUAAGCCAAAGAAGCGCGAUGCGCCGGAACCAAUUGCUCUGCCCGCCCCUUAUAAAAAUACCGAAGCCGAAGCCGGUAAAUUCCUCGAUAUUAACUCUCCCGAUGAACUGUUGAACAUCCUUCAAAAACCCGAGUUGCUCUCACCCGAAGAGCUGUAUGUGGCCUCCGAGGCUGCAUCGUUCAUGAUGAAGGCAUGGCAAGACGAGUACAUCGCUCUUGAUAAACUUUAUCUUCACGCCCACCGCCACUAUCGAACGUCGCUUUCAAUAGAUGCCAAGAGGGACUUCCUGACCGGCCACAAGAAGCGAAGUGGAUACCCGUUAGCCCGAGUGCCCGAAAAUAAAGUCGACUUUGAAGAAAAGAAAGAAGCCCUGUUGUAUGGCUACAAGCACAUCUACUUCCCCGUUAAUACGACCACGGCAGUCAGCCGGCUCCAACAGAAUCCUUUCGCUCAAGGCGGCUUCAUCCCGACUCCUGCGCAGGCAAGGAAGAUGAUUGCCCGAGCUCCACCCGAGGAGCGGAAUCCAGAUGGCUGGAACCCUGUGGUAAAAUUCGGCGUUGAAUUUGUCCCUAGACUUUGGGAGCCCCGAAAGGAGCCCACCGUCAAACUCACUCGCAAGCGCAAGGCCGUGGAAAUCGAUGCAUCGAAGAGUGACACCGAAGAGACACGAGAAAAUAGUCGCGAUGCAGAGGAGACAGAGGAGGAGGCUCAUCCUGUGAAACGACGCACCCGAGGUCGUGGGGGUCGGCGUACUACAUUUGAGGUCUUCCAGCCUGAAACUCCCACUGCUCCUGUUUCUCGUGGUCGUGGACGAGGCCGUGGGCGUGGGCGUGGACGAGGCGUGGGUCGCCCCUCCGCUUCCCGACAGUCCCUUGAUUCCAUGCAAACCCCAAUCGCAUACACCCCCACAUCUACGCGUGGCCGAGGAAAGAGAGGGGCUAGCUCGCUGGCGACGUCGACUCCUCAGAGUUCACACCCUGCGACUGAAGACGGAACUCCAUCUUUCACCGCGAUCUCCCCAAUGCCUGAGCCUACACCACCCAGCAAGCUUACACCAACUAUAAAGCGAGAUGCUACGCUAGAGGAACUCGAGGAGGCCCGUCGACAAAAGAUUAUGAACUCUAAGAACCCGAAACGAACCAAGGCGAUGCUCGAUCACUGGGAACGGUUCAAUAGAGAAGGCCGCAUUCGCAAUCCCAAGCGCUCCAAAGCGCAGAUCGAACAAGACCGAACGGAUGAUCCUCUGGGCCCAAAGGAAAUUCCACAUCCCGGUGCUGUUCCCGGUGCUGUUCCUGGCCCUGGUCCUAUUCCUGGUCCCGGUCCUGGUCCUGGUCGUCGUCGAAAAUCCCCUUCCAUCGCACAGAUUCCUAGUGGCAAUCUUGCACCGAAGGCUCCUCACCACUUGGGCCCAAUGCCCGGCCCGCAACAACACUUGGGUCCGCUCCCUGGACCUCCCCCCUGGACCAACACUGCCCUCGCUGGGAUUACCUCACUACGUUCCUCCCCAACAUUUCAACCCGCCGCCCGUGGGACUUGGUCAACCAAUGCCGACGCAUGCUCAAUAUGCGCCGUUCCCUUGGGUACCUUUCCAAGGUCACAUACCUGGACACCCGCCUCCUCCGGACCACCACCACCGCCGAUGACUUUAAAUAGGGGGGGUCUCGGGUGA
Penicillium waksmanii is the source of this 2508-nucleotide messenger RNA. RefSeq lists its product as uncharacterized. The coding region runs from base 1 to 2508 and encodes 835 amino acids. The record is from RefSeq and is a predicted model, not a curated record. The transcript has a single exon. NCBI's taxonomy places the organism in Eukaryota, Fungi, Ascomycota, Eurotiomycetes, Eurotiales, Aspergillaceae.